AUGCGUCACCUAAUUAUCGCGUUUGGUCGGAAGCUAGACGAGGCGCGAGGUAGAGGCACUGAGAGUGGCAUCUACUUUCUUACGGAAGACGAGACAGAGGAGGCGCUAGACGACGAGCAUAGCGAAUACCGCGAGCUACAGGCAGGCUAUAGCCCAAACACGGCUAUUGCUGUGUACGGGCUAACAGUAGCAUCCGUAUUUCGGAUGCGGUACGCUGCGCCCCAGGCGCACCUUAGGGUCUCAAUACGUUGGCAUGGCGAUCUCGGAUAUAGCAGUAUAAGAGCCGCAAGGUCAGACUCAAAAGCGCUUUCUUCGAACGCUGUUUCGCGCAUGAGAGAGCGGGAGGCUAAGCGAGGCAGGGUAGACGUGAACGCGCUUCUCCAGACGAAUCUUGGACAGAAAACCAUGUUUCGCGGGCGGCAACAAGAAGUCGUGAAUGCUAUCCUUGCAUGCACGCCCGUGGUGUCUUACAUUGCAGGUACGGGCUCUGGCAAGAGUCUAGCUUUUCUCCUUCCAGCGUGUUGUAAGGGUUAUGGCCAGGCCAUUGUCAUUACCCCACUCGUAGCGCUGCGGGAGGAUAUCCAGGAGCAUUGUCAGAACCUUUACAUCUCUUGUAGCGUAUGGGGCGACACCCUCUUUAACGAGACGUCUCGCCUAAUUCUAGCUAUGCCCGAGCACCUCCGCGAUAGCCGCUUUCUCGAUACUAUUUUACGGCUACGGGAUGUAGGGCAGUUAGAGCGGAUUGUGGUGGAUGAGUUUCACUACGUCUUGCUUCCCGACCACGAGUACCGCCCAGCACUCCUGCAAAUUCGCGAGCUAGCACGCUACCAAGUACCCCUUACCCUUCUUUCGGCUACGAUUCCUUUUGCCGAAGAGCAACAGGCGUAUCAACUCUUUGGUGUCGACGGGCAAGUUACCGUCUUUCGUCAAAGUACGUCGCGCUCGAAUCUUGUCUACGAGGUGCACACGUACGAAGGCCAGAUGCAGGAAGAAGAGAGGCGUAAGAACCAGCGCGGCUUUCUCGCUUCCAAGUCAGGUAUCAUGGUCGCGACGACGGCCUUCAAUGCGGGGGUGAACGUGCCAGACAUCCGAGGCGUCAUUCGGUUGGGAGAGCCAGAUCACCCCAUCACCUGGAGCCAGGAAGCUGGCCGGGGAGGACGAGAUGGAAAGCGGUGCGUCGUGCGGAUUCUUCUAGGCGAUAAACUAAAGUCCUUCUUCCAUAAAUUGGGCCGUCCCGAACAAGACGUACUAAACGCCAUUAUGUUGCGAAGCGUGGAGGCUAAGCAAACAUGCAUGCGUAUCGCCAUCGACGCCUAUCUUGACGGGCCUACUUCUCGUCAAGGCUGCCACCAAGACGAGGAGCCCUGUCAAGUUUGCGCGGCGCGUGCGGAAGCUCGUCAGGCGACUACGUCAACUAAGGGAAAGGCGCCUCUCCGUCCCGAACCUCAGUCCACCCCUGUGCGGACGGAGCCACCGAUCCUGAUGAGUCGCAGCCCGCACUCCAAUCCGCGGGCCCAAGGAAGCGGCAAAAUCCUGUCUUCUUCUCCCGCCGUGUAUGAGUUGUCGUCCCCGCCCGUGUGGCAGCCCCAGACGCUGAAGACGAGUGCGGUGGAGCGUGUAGACGAAGAAGACGGAGCGUGGGCUGUGCUUCGAGCCGCCUUGGAACGUCGCGGUAGCCCUAUGAAACGCCACAGAGAUCAGGUAUCCAUUUCGGAAAUCUCUCCAACCCCAAGUUCGAGUAGUGCACAGCGAGCCGCCAAAACAGCACGGACCGAACGCACCCUAGAGUACAUAAGUGGGAAAGCCGCUCGUGCCGGGCAAGAGAGUGUUAUGUUGGCGUCCGAACUCCAACAGACGGGGGCAUAUUGGAGAGAGCAUUGCGUAUCCUGUUUUGUGGCUCAGCAAGCCUUCGACCACCCUAAGGAUACGGCUGAAGGAUGUGAGUAUACGUCGCCUCUCGUCAAGCACUUCCGUUUCGAGAAGAUGAAGAAACGCAUGGGCAGCGGCUUCUGCUUUAGUUGUCUCUUUCCCCAGAGCCAAUGUGGGAGAUGGAUCGACGGUAAUGGUUUGAUUCGAAACUAUCCAGACUCUCGUGAACCGUGUACCUACCCGCACGUGAUUGCGGAUGCAUGGGCGGUGUUAUGGGCGGCCUGUCCAGGAAUGAGGAAGAGAUGGGUAGAGCGGAUCUUGGCUAGCGAUGCGAACUGUAAUCUGGACAAUAACGAAGAUUUUGCCAACUAUUUCCGAGGCGGCCAGUACACACGCAAAGCCGCAGCAUCACGCUUCUUAAGGGCUCCACGGCCAACGCUCGAGAUGAGCAAUACAGCCGCGGCGCCAGAGCCCACCACGCAGAAGGCGCCGUCCACCGAGGAAAAUGACGGUGACACGCCCAUGAUUGACCGUCCCGAUGCCGACAUCACCCAGCCUACCGACGACGUGCCGAUAACAAGCGCAACCGACGAUGCAUUGGCCGAGGCGAUUGCAUUGGUGGAUGUUGGCGGUGCAUCAGCGACGCCACAGGAAGAGCCACACAAGGAAGGGCCAGAAGCGGCCAAGGCAGGUAUACAGCCCUCAAAAAGUCAGAAACGCCGACGCGAGAAGACACCCGAUUCGAACGAAGAGAGCGACGAUGAGGCCCCAGUGGACAUGGAAGAGUUCUCCCUGGAGUUGGACACAGCCCUACAACAUGUGGAAGGUCUCCGCGAUGAGGAUUUAACCCACGACGCCGCUGGCUGCGAGGGCGAAUCUCUGUUCACGGCCAACAUCGAGAACUCCACCCUCGGCGAUGUAAAAUUCGGCGACUGGAUCGGUAACCGACGAAAAUUCGUUACCCAAGUGCUCAAGUUACCUUACAACGCAUUUCAAGAUCUCAUUCUGGAAAACCAGCGCAUCGAGCACGCCAACAAGCUGCUGUUGGAGCAUGUCGCGAUGGGUGUUCGGUCCUGCAGUCUGUCUGCGGUGAGGAGCAUCAUGGCGAAGCAUGACACCGGUGUGCUCGUCACGGAGCCCGAGGAGCAUAUGAAGAACUGGGCGCCGGAGCUGCACUGGGCACGGUUCCUCUGUGCUCUCAAGCUGGUCUUCGUCACUCCUGACAACAGCGUUUUCGACCAGGCCAAGAUCAAGGGCGAUACUACCACGGACGCGUGCCUGUGGAUCAUCUCCAAGAUCAUCGCCAGCGAGUUGAAACCGAAGAGGCUGGCCGAGAUCAAGAUGCAGAAAGAUGCAGAGAAACGCAAGGCAACAGAGCGCCAUAUUAUACAAACGAUGCAACAGAGGCUCGAAAACGCAACGUACAAGGUCGACGCAGAGGCUGCCAAGCAGGCUGCCUUACGAAGCAUCAAGGCCCUCAACCGCGACCACACCAGACAGACUCGACGCACCAAGGCCGCCAAGACUGUGCACAGCGUCAUCACGGUAAGCGACGAGGAAGACGACCUCGCCCUCGAAGACGAACUGGACGAAGCUCCCGCCACUACCCCGGCGAACCCCAGCGAGCUGACCGAUGAAGAGAUCGUUGCAUCCUACGUGGCGGAGAUGGAGAAGGUGCAGGCCAAGCAGGCCCGCGACCCAGCCUACCGAGCCCGCAUUGCGCGCGCUGCACGCAACCUUAAAGAUCUUGUCCGUGACCUGAAAGCCCGCCCUCUGGUGCACAACGCCUACGUCCGAGACAUGGCUAUUCUUCAUCGAGUUGCACUUUACCACCUAGAACAGAUCCGCACUGUCCCUAAGUGCAACAAGAGGAAAAAUCCGAUUCUCAAGGCUCUGAAGGCAAUGCAUGCUUUGAGCAAGCAAACCGCCAUGCUGAUAAGCCGAGAAGUCGAGCAAGAGGGCAUUGCGGGCAACGACAUCCUGAACACCAUGGCACGCGAGGAGGCAACCGGCAUCCGGCAGCGAGCUACCGGUACGACACCAACCAAAGGUGAGGAACUGCCGGACAUGGUCGAGAUCCCCAAGGAAGAACAACCAGACCCGAGCGCCGAUUUAUUUCAAAAUGCACGGAUCAGCAAGAAGUUCAAUCCAGAUUACCUGAGGGAAGCGUGCAUCGAAGCAAGCAUCAUCAAUAUUUACGAGAAGUUGAUACCGGACACCAAUGUUGCCUUGCGCUGGUGGCAGAUCAUCGCCACUAAGUGGGCCACAGAUCUCUCCCAGGGGGUGAUUUCUUCGACCGCCAUGCAAAAGUUGAACCGAGUGCUCCCUCCCGUCACGCGUCCGCAGUGCCCCGAGCGCCCUGGCGAAAAGUGUCGACCUACGCUCUACAUCACCAAUUCGUCUCUCUGUCACCAAGCUGCCACAGACUUAAGCAAAUUUAGCAACAAGUUCCGCGUUGUUCACGUUGGUGGUAAUGUUGUUCUCGCACAUGGUUACCGGGUGGAGGCCACCUUCCCCGACGAUUCUAGUCCGGUAUGGGACGAGGAGAAUCCGGCUAACCUUCGCCGCGUGUACGUGGUCUCUUACAACUAUCUCGCUAAGUACUAUGGUCCUCAGGCAUACUGGCGUGCGGUAUCUCGCGACUGGGAGGCGUACUGCGACGACAAAGACAUUUCCUUCCAAGGUUUCGACACGCAUGCCCACCAAGAAAACCCCUUGAACCUGCCCGAGUUUCUUGAGGACGAAUCUCCUCCGCGCAUUUCUUCGCUCGCUGGCAAAUUUGGCUUCGUGUUCGCCGACGAAUGCCAGGAUGGCUUGCGUAACCAGUCGUCUUACUGGCGAACGGUACGAUGGUUGAGCGCUAAGUUUCUGUUCCUGAUGUCAGGAUACCCGGCUCCUCGCGGAAUGGAAGACUACGGCUCCUAUCUUGCAUUACUGGAACGUCCAUCGUUGCGCAAAGAGUAUAAGCAAUUUUGCCGCGAGAUGGUUCAGCUGCGCGCGCAUGAACGCCCAUGGGACCCGGAUGAAACCAACCCUUACCUCUUGCCUCCCGACAGCCCGUAUUUCAAGUUCACCUAUCUGGUCGAUGUCUGGAGGAAAUGGAUCACGCCCACGUCCAACGUCUCUUUUGAUCGACGCAUGCGGCAAGGCAAAAUGGCGCAACCUGUCUUGGAGACAUUUGUCCUCGGGCGCAACUUUGACUCUGCGCUCCCGGCCGGUUCCUCCAACACCAUUGGACAAUCGAUGCCGCCCAAACACCACUACACGGUCGAGCGUUGCUACACCCCUGAAGACUAUCGCAUCUAUACGACGCAAUUCGCCCGCUGGAAGUCCCGGCUCUACACCACCCACACGGCUCCCGGUCGGUCUACCAAGGUGCCCGCCACCAAUGCUCGAGCCACGCGCGCCAUCCAAAUCCUCGACUUUCUCCCCCUCCUCGGCUUCCUUCACCUUGAAAGGCCUGCAGAGAAGCGUCCAUCGAAGCAUGCCCUAGGUCCCGGAGAUGACCGCCUAGAUGAGAAGUAUAACCGAGACCGCGAGUCUUGGUUCUACGAAAAAAGCAAGCUGUACCAGACAUACGACCAACUCCCCCGCAUGAAGCCAGGCGGAAAAGGAGAGCGCAUUCGCUGGCUACUCUCCACAGCGGCGCACAUGAACUGCCCCGACCUGCCCAUGCCCGAGGAGAUCGAGGCUAUGGACAACCCCACGCUGGCAUGGACAGUCAUCAAGCGCAGUCCCAAGAUGCAAGCUAUCCUUGGCCUGUACAUGGACUGGGCUCUGCUGCGCGACGAGAAAGUCAUAUUUUGGUUCAUGACCCCAAUUGUCCAAGAGAUCGCCCAAACGGUCAUGGAACUACUUGGACACAGUGUCUUUAGCGUGUAUUCCUAUAACAACGCCACGGAGCGCGCUCAGGUUGCCGACGCGUGGAAUCGACCCAAGACUAAGAAGCGCGCAUUGUUCGCCUCUGCCUUGGUUUUCGGUACUGGCCACAAUCUGCAGAAGGACUCUCGUGUUGGUGUCAUGGUCGAUACUCCCGACACGCUCAACCGCGAACUCCAAAUCGCUGGUCGGCAAUAUCGCGGCGGCCAAAUGCUCGAAGUCCACUUUUUCCGCUUGAUCGUCCGUGGCUCCCAUUCAGUCAACCUGCUAUCGGACAAUCUCCUUGCUUCCUUGGCCUCCGCCACUUCUUUCAUCGACUACAAUCCCGAAGAGUCCUCUUCCCUCAUCCCCUCUGACGCCCCUACUGAGAUUGUGGACAUGGUCACUUCGAAUUUCCUAUCGGGUUAUUUCCGCGUUCCGGCCAAGGACUUUCCUGAGGACGCUGAACUCACGGACGCUGAUUUCCUCUACUACUUCAUCUUCUCUGAGGAAGGGCUGAACUACAUUAAAGAACACCGCAAGCAGAUCGGACACAACGACUGGUGGCCCGAAACCCUACACUGGACCCAGGCACUGGCGGGUAUCGCAGCUCGCACUAGCACCACUCGUCUGACCCGUUUGGCUGGAUUCCCCGAGGAGUGCACCGACGCCGUACUCCAGCUUACGGAAGAGGAAAUCGAAGCCCGCCGAGAGGCCCGCAUGGAAGAGAACGGCGGCGUGGAUCCUGACGACAAGUUCCUCCAUCCAAAGACUCCUAAGAAGCCUAAGGCGGACAAUAUGUCUCGUUUGACUGAUGGUGGCCCCGUUAGUCGCCAGAUCACUCUCCCCGGCGACGAAGGGUUCGACUCGUACCGUCUCCCUCAAGACACACUGCAGGAGCCAGAUUCGCCGUCGCUGCGCCCCAAAACCGUCCAGGAGUAUGAUGAAGAAGCCAGCCGCCGUCUUGUCGACCUUCUGCCCCAAGGUGAUGUCCGCGGCAAGAGGGCAAGGCGUAAGGACCGCCCCACCGGUGGUGCUGAAGAACAGGUCGACGAUAAGAUGGAUACUGUCUCUGAUUCCCAUCACGAGGAAGGUUCUGACGAUGACGGCUCUUCUGCUACGCCGGACUUGGGUGAGUAUCCUUCCAUGGAGGCAAUCAAGGAAGCCAUGACCAAGCAUCCCACCUGGAUCCCGCAGUACAAUGAUGUCGUCCAUUUGACCGCACAGGAAAAAGGGAAGCUUACCUCCGAGGUCAAGAAGACGCGCGCUCCUGAUUUCGCCGGCUACAAGGCGCCCAAGGGUCCCAAAACCAAGAAGGGAAAGGGUAAAGGGAUGUCCAAGGCAUAG
Molecule: messenger RNA, 7074 nt
Organism: Bipolaris victoriae FI3
Lineage: Eukaryota; Fungi; Ascomycota; Dothideomycetes; Pleosporales; Pleosporaceae
Exons: 8
Coding region: 1-7074 (2357 amino acids)
Biological process (GO): double-strand break repair via homologous recombination
Cellular component (GO): cytoplasm; chromosome
Molecular function (GO): ATP binding; 3'-5' DNA helicase activity; four-way junction helicase activity
Source: RefSeq, a predicted model, not a curated record